CUCUCUCGUUGAAUAGAAAAGAAAAGAAAAAAAAAGACACAGUUUUGUUCUGUCUCUCUCUCUCUCUGCGAUGAUCUCUUCGGUUUUGAUCUUCAGAUUUGUUUAACUUCGGUCUCUGCUGCGUUGACUCAAUUUUCUUAUAAGAGAGGAGAGGAUAUAUAUAUAUAUAUAUAUAAAAAGAGAGAGAACAGGCUCGGGAUCUUUCUCGGCAAUGCGACGCUGGUUCGCCGCGAAGUCCCUCUCCAUAGAGGAAACCUCGUUUUCGCUAUUCUCUUCUUCUUCGGCGACGCGUUUCCUCAAGUCUCUUCUUCCUCUGCUUUCAGAUCCAAGACAUGUCCGCUAAUUCUCAUCCUCCUAAUUCCAAAAACGUCCUCUGUAAUGCAGCCGCCGGUGCCGCCGCUGGGGUUUUUGCGGCUACGUUUGUUUGUCCUCUUGAUGUUAUAAAAACGAGGUUUCAAGUUCAUGGCCUUCCCAAGCUCGGCGAUGCAAAUAUCAAAGGUAGUCUAAUUGUUGGCAGUCUUGAGCAGAUCUUUAAGAAAGAAGGCAUGCGUGGCUUAUACCGGGGACUUUCCCCAACUGUGAUGGCUCUUCUCUCCAAUUGGGCCACUUACUUUUUGCAGAUUUAUUUCACAAUGUAUGACCAGCUCAAGAGCUUUCUUUGUUCAAAAGAUGUGGAUCGCAAACUCAGCGUUGGUGCUAACGUAUUGGCUGCUUCUGGUGCUGGAGCUGCUACUACCAUUGCCACAAAUCCUCUUUGGGUUGUCAAGACUAGACUUCAGACACAAGGAAUGAGAGCGGGAGUUGUGCCAUACAAAAGUACGCUUUCUGCUCUAAGGAGAAUAGCUUACGAAGAGGGGAUUCGAGGAUUGUACAGUGGUCUUGUGCCUGCACUAGCUGGUAUCAGUCAUGUUGCCAUUCAGUUUCCUACGUAUGAGAUGAUCAAAGUCUACUUGGCCAAGAAAGGUGAUAAAUCAGUUGAUAAUCUCAAUGCUCGUGAUGUAGCAGUUGCCUCUUCGAUUGCCAAAAUAUUUGCUUCCACAUUAACCUACCCACACGAGGUUGUAAGAGCUAGGCUUCAAGAGCAAGGGCACCACAGUGAGAAACGUUACUCAGGUGUAAGAGACUGCAUCAAGAAAGUGUUUGAGAAAGAUGGGUUUCCCGGUUUUUACAGAGGCUGUGCCACUAACCUCCUGAGAACAACUCCUGCAGCAGUAAUCACUUUCACUAGUUUCGAAAUGGUGCAUCGUUUCCUUGUCACCCAUAUACCUUCGGAGCAAAGCUCUAUUCUUUAAAUCUAAACUAGUACAUUUGUUUCUGAUGAUGACGACGACCAAAGGUUAUUAUUUUUUACACAAGUUAAAAAAAAAAAAGGUUUCCCCCUUUUGGGGAAUAGAUCGAAAAUAGGAGUUCGUUUAAGGUACUUAUGUCUCUGUUGAAGAAAACAUAAUCUUGAAGAAGAAUGGAUUGAAGUGCAUAUUAGAAACUUGAGAGACCCACAGAGAAUAUUAGUAUAAUGUAAGACUGAUUCUUUUCA
This is a messenger RNA of Camelina sativa (false flax), 1534 nucleotides long. Its product is annotated as nicotinamide adenine dinucleotide transporter 1, chloroplastic. Lineage: Eukaryota; Viridiplantae; Streptophyta; Magnoliopsida; Brassicales; Brassicaceae. Gene Ontology annotation, biological process: nucleotide transport; transmembrane transport. The record is from RefSeq and is a predicted model, not a curated record.